GUAUAAAUUUACGCAAACCACAUGCCAAAGAGAUGAAGAAGCUAUUCCCUUGCAUGCUCAACUUCUUAAAAAAUAACAACUAACACAAAAUGAUGAAGUUUUCAAGUACUAGUUCAUCAACUAGCCUAAUGUUAUGUUUCAUGUUCUUGUUAAUUUUAUCGUAUAGAACCGAUGCAUUGCUGAAACUACCACCAAAUGUUACAAUUCCAGCACUCAUAGCUUUUGGAGAUUCAAUCAUGGAUACAGGAAAUAACAACAACAUCAAAACAAUUGUCAAGUGUAACUUCCCUCCUUAUGGUCAAGAUUUUGAGGGAGGGAUUCCAACCGGUCGAUUUUGCAACGGAAAAAAUCCAUCAGACUUGAUAGUUGAAGAGCUUGGUCUCAAGGAACUUUUACCAGCUUAUUUAGAUCCAAAUCUCAAACCAAGUGACCUUCCUACUGGAGUAUGCUUUGCUUCCGGUGCUUCCGGAUAUGAUCCUUUAACACCUAAAGUAGUGUCGGUGAUUUCAAUGUCAGCUCAACUAGAGAUGUUCAAAGAAUACUUAGGGAGGCUUAAAGCUGUGGUUGGAGAGAAGAAGAAAAACUACAUCAUAGCCAACACACUCUUCAUUGUGGUAGCUGGAAGUGAUGACCUUGCCAACACAUAUUUUACUAUUCGCACCCCACAACUACACUAUGAUGUACCUGCUUAUACUGACCUUAUGGUCAGCAAAGCCUCUGAAUUCGUUAAGGAAAUAUAUAAUCUAGGAGCACGAAGAAUUGGAAUAUUCAGUGCAGCACCAAUUGGGUACUUACCAUCACAAAGGACUCUAAGUGGAGGUCUAUUUAGAAAGAUCAAUGAUGAAUAUAAUGAAGCAGCUAAGUUAUUCAACUCCAAACUCUCAAAUCAAAUGGACUAUCUUUACUCUACCUUGCCCAAUAGUAGGGUUAUUUAUAUUGAUAUUUACAGUCCCCUACUUGAUAUCAUUCUAAAGCCCCAAAAAUACGGAUAUAAAGUUGCGGAUAAAGGUUGUUGUGGCACAGGAAAAUUAGAGGUUUCAAUAUUAUGCAACCCUUUGACUCCACCUUGUGAAGAUAAUACAAAAUACAUUUUUUGGGAUAGUUAUCAUCCUACUGAAAGUGUAUACAGAGUUCUUGUGGCUGAAGUUCUUCCAAAAUAUAUUGGUCGCUUGACAUAAUAUCUCAAUUUUAAUUUGCCAUGGCACUUUUUUUUUUGCUAAUAAAAAUAUGUUUUAUUAAGUUCAUCCAUUUGUAAUUGUAAUUGUCUAUUUAUUUCACAGCUGUGGCUUUGAGCAUGUUUGAAAUGUGAAACUGUACAUGGCCCUAUUUGUAGAGGACAUCAAAAUAAAUAUAUAUGUUGAAAUUUGAGGGUUGAA
Messenger RNA from Trifolium pratense (red clover), 1376 nucleotides. RefSeq names its product GDSL esterase/lipase EXL3-like. The transcript has 5 exons. Gene Ontology annotation, molecular function: lipase activity. The record is from RefSeq and is a predicted model, not a curated record. NCBI's taxonomy places the organism in Eukaryota, Viridiplantae, Streptophyta, Magnoliopsida, Fabales, Fabaceae. Gene Ontology annotation, biological process: lipid metabolic process. The coding region runs from base 90 to 1178 and encodes 362 amino acids. Gene Ontology annotation, cellular component: extracellular region.